CUUGUUGAGAGACACAGUGCAAGACUGUCCUCAUAACAGCAUUGCUGAUGCAUGAGAGGGGAACUCAUGAGUGGUUUACUGAAAAAUGCUAGAAACUUGUUUUAUUUAAAGCAGAAUCGGGCAUGGAAACCCAUUGACUUCACCUUGUCAUUCGUGCCAACCUCUUAUCAAGCUCUCACCUCAAAAUAUGGAUUUGCUCUACCCUCCUCUUUGAUACAAAGCUGGUUGGUUGUUGUCAAGUAGCAGUUGGAGAUCAUGGGAAGAGAUAAGAUCAUUGCUGCCUUAUAUGAAACAUAUCUCUUGCUUCAUGCUGGUUGGUACAAUAUUCAUGGUACAAUAUUCAUGAUGUUGUGAAUGGGCUGCACAGAUGUAAAUGUUUUGAAGUUGCUUGUUUUAAUGCUAUUUGCGUUGCACCUCAGUGUUAGUGUCAUUGGUCUUAUCUGGCUUAGUCUACAUACAAUCGGAUAUAUGCAGUAACAUAUUUUUGUACCCCACCAGUGCUUAUAACCAGUGCAAUAAAUGAAGGUAGGUGCUAAUUCAGGCCAGUGAACACGAGCCUAUUGCACCCUUCAUUGAGCACAUUCAUUGAUGAGACACAUUCAUCAGUGUGAAACACCAGCCAAGUUAUCAGCCUCUUUUCUUUCCUUCUCUUGUACGUAUGUAAGUAAUGUAAAUAAGGGCUGUACAAGGCCCUGCAAUGUACAGUAUUUUUUAAUAUGGUGACAUUUUUUUUAUUAUUUCUUUGUGCUAUGUAAUGUCUUUAAAAGUUGAAAUGUCAUACGAAAAUGAGUGGACUUGUUUAAAUAAAACGCUGCUGUAUAGAUAUUUAUAUUAAACAGGGCAUUUUUAAAUACUUUAUCGAUUCAAUUCCUCAAAUGUGCAAACAUAACGCAGACGAUGAUCUGAAACUGAAUGAUAGCAUGAACCGUAGCCAAAGAUGGAGAAUGGUGCACUCCGAAACGCAGGUGCUGGCCAAUCAGCGUCCCAUACGGUAUGCUGUCUGCUGGUGCCCCCACUUGGCAGGGGGAGGACCACACCGCGAAGCGUCAAGCCUAGUGCAGGGGCACAAUACAAAGCCACGAGGGGGGAAUUUGUCAACUUCUGGAAUCGUUAACGGUUUCUUUCUCAAUAUGUCGCCGUCCAGCCUGUGCAAAACCCUUCUGUUUUUCUUUGCCCUUACCUCGCAGCACGACUUUGCAAAGACCAGCGAUGUAUUCGAGCUAGGAGACGCCGACUUUGAUUACAUUGCGGCCGAGCAUGGGACCAUGUUGGUGGAGUUUUUCGCCCCUUGGUGUGGUCAUUGUCAGAAGCUUGCCCCGGAAUACGAAACCGCUGCGACACAAUUAACAGGCAAAGUGUCCUUAGCCAAAGUUGAUUGCACAGUGAAUUCUGAAACUUGUGGACGUUUUGGGGUCAAUGGGUAUCCCACUCUAAAAAUAUUUAGGAAUGGUGAAGACUCCUCAGCAUAUGAUGGUCCACGAACGGCAGAUGGCAUUGUAAGCUACAUGAAGAAGCAAGCAGGGCCUAGUUCAGUGCCACUUCUAAGCGAAGAAGACUUGGAUGGUUUCAUUAACAACUUUGAUGCCAGUGUUGUGGGCUUUUUCUCAGGGCCUGAGAGCACCCAGCUUGCUGAGUUCCAAAAAGCUUCCAGCACCUUGAGGGACAGCUAUCGCUUCGCCCACACCACUGAUCUGGGCCUUGGGCACAAACAUGGUGUGGAAUCAGAGUCGGUGUUGCUCUUCAGACCACCAAGACUGAACAGUAAAUUUGAAGACGGUGUAGUGAAAUUCAGUGAUUCUGUUUCAAUGUCAGCUCUGCGUUCCUUCAUCAGGGAUAAUGUGUUUGGCCUGUGUCCUCAUUUAAGUCCAGAAAACCGAGAUAAUUUAAGGGGAAAGGACAUGCUUGUUGCUUACUAUGAUGUAGAUUACCUGAGAAAUCCAAAGGGUACAAACUAUUGGCGGAACAGAAUCAUGAAAGUGGCAGCUCAGUUCCAGCUGCAGGGACUGAGCUAUGCGGUGGCAGACAGGCAGCAGUUUCAAGACGAGCUGGAGGAUGAGUUUGGCUUUGGGGCCUCAGAUGGAGGGGAGCUGCCCCUCAUAGCCAUCAGGACGCAAGAGGGGCACAAGUACUCUAUGCAGGAGGAGUUCUCGCGAGAUGGUACAUCCUUGCAGCACUUUUUGGAGGAGUUUUUUGCUGGUCGGGUGAAGAGAUAUAUAAAGUCUGAACCGGUCCCUCAGUCCAAUGACGGCCCAGUCAAGGUUGUGGUAGCAGAGACAUUUGAGGACAUUGUGAAUGAUAAUGAAAAAGAUGUGCUGAUUGAGUUUUAUGCUCCAUGGUGUGGCCACUGCAAAAGUCUGGAUCCCAAAUACACUGAACUUGGGCAGAAGCUCUCUAAUGACCCAAAUGUUGUAAUUGCCAAGAUGGAUGCCACUGCGAAUGAUAUUCCACCUCCAUACGAUGUUCAGGGAUUCCCUACAAUAUACUUUGCGCCUGCAGUACAGAAAGAUCAACCAUUGCGAUACGAGGGGGGCCGUGAGGUUGCAGAUUUCAUCAACUACCUUGAAAAAGAGACUACCCAUCCCCUUGUGUUGGACAGUGCACGGGAGGAUUUGUGAAAUGGAACAAAUCUGAUUGACUUGAGGUGAAAAACAAAGACUUGGAAUUCUUGUGGACUUUUAUUGAAUGCAACAAACACACAGUUCAGAGAUGUCCGUCUGUGCCCUAUGGAAAGCACUGAAACAAGCAAUACUGAGGAUGUGAAAAAUGUAAACAUUUUCAGAAAGCCCUUUAUAGUUUGUACAGUAUACAAGGACAUAACGGGGCAGAUUCAUUGCUACUGAGAAGUUUAAAUGGAAUUGUGUAAAGUACACAUUGCAGCUCAAGAGAAAGCAGUGCCUCUUGCCCUAUUUUGUCUGCUUUUCAUUUCUUGAGGCCUUUACUUCACGUGAUAUUGAGAGGAACAUUAGAUCAUAGAGUAGAGGUCCUCUUGCUCAUUACGUGAACCUCUUAGUUUUCAGUCUCUACUUUUAAUGUAUUGUAAAAUAAUCAGUGAGGUACUGAUAAGAUGCAGACAAAGUUGUACCGUUAAGAAUGUAGAGGGCUCUAUGCCCAUCGAAAAUAAAAAUAAAUAAUUUUGGCCACUU
Molecule: messenger RNA, 3143 nt
Organism: Clupea harengus (Atlantic herring)
Lineage: Eukaryota; Metazoa; Chordata; Actinopteri; Clupeiformes; Clupeidae
Product: protein disulfide-isomerase A3-like
Biological process (GO): protein folding; response to endoplasmic reticulum stress
Cellular component (GO): endoplasmic reticulum; cell surface
Molecular function (GO): protein disulfide isomerase activity
Source: RefSeq, a predicted model, not a curated record